Molecule: messenger RNA, 2454 nt
Organism: Sphenostylis stenocarpa
Lineage: Eukaryota; Viridiplantae; Streptophyta; Magnoliopsida; Fabales; Fabaceae
Source: the annotation of a GenBank genome assembly
AUGAGUUUUGGGGGGUUUCUUGAGGCCAAACAAAGUGGUGGAGGUGGUCGGAUCGUAUCAGAUAUUCCUUACAGCAACGGUUCCAACCACAGCAACGAUAUAAUGCCCUCUGGUGCAAUCUCGCAGCCUCGUUUAGCUACUCCUACUUUGGCCAAAUCCAUGUUCAACUCUCCUGGCCUUUCUCUCGCACUUCAAAGUGAUGUCGAUGGACAAGGGGAUAUCAACAGAUUAAUGCCCGAGAAUUUUGAGCAGAAUGGGUUGAGAAGAAACCGGGAAGAGGAGCACGAAAGCAGAUCUGGCAGUGAUAACAUGGAUGGUGCUUCUGGUGAUGAUUUUGAUGCCGCCGACAACCCACCAAGAAAAAAGCGUUAUCACCGACACACUCCUCAGCAAAUUCAAGAGCUUGAAGCGCUCUUCAAGGAGUGUCCUCACCCGGAUGAGAAGCAAAGGCUUGAACUCAGUAGAAGGCUGAAUUUGGAAACGAGGCAAGUAAAGUUUUGGUUCCAAAAUCGAAGAACACAAAUGAAGACACAACUGGAACGGCACGAGAACUCGCUGCUAAGGCAAGAAAAUGACAAGCUUAGAGCGGAGAACAUGUCUAUGAGGGAAGCUAUGAGGAAUCCUAUGUGUUCAAACUGUGGAGGUCCUGCAAUGAUUGGUGAGAUUUCACUUGAAGAACAGCAUCUCAGGAUUGAGAAUGCUAGAUUGAAGGAUGAACUAGACCGUGUUUGUGCACUCGCUGGCAAGUUUUUGGGUCGGCCCAUUUCUUCUUUAACAAGCUCAAUUGGGCCUCCACUGCCAAACUCAAGCUUGGAGCUUGGGGUCGGGAGCAAUGGUUUUGGAGGUUUGAGCACUGUACCUUCAACAAUGCCUGAUUUUGGGGUGGGGUUAUCAAGCCCCUUAGCCAUGAUGUCACCUUCAACUAGACCAACAACGACGUCAACUGUGGUCACUCCUGGCUUUGACAGAUCAGUGGAGAGGUCUAUUGUUUUGGAACUCGCAUUGGCUGCUAUGGAUGAGUUGGUAAAGAUGGCUCAGACCGGGGAGCCUCUUUGGAUCAGGAGUUUGGAAGGUGGAAGAGAAAUUCUCAACUAUGAGGAGUACACAAGGACAAUGACUCCUUGCAUUGGUUUGAGACCCAAUGGUUUUGUCACCGAGGCCUCUAGACAAACUGGCAUGGUCAUCAUAAACAGCUUGGCUCUUGUUGAAACAUUAAUGGACUCGAAUCGAUGGUCAGAGAUGUUCCCUUGUAUGAUUGCUAGAACCUCAACCGCUGAAGUUAUAUCUAAUGGAAUAAAUGGAACUAGAAAUGGUGCCCUUCAGCUUAUGCAUGCUGAGCUUCAAGUCCUUUCGCCUUUGGUUCCUGUUCGAGAGGUCAAUUUUCUACGCUUUUGCAAGCAACACGCAGAGGGAUUGUGGGCAGUGGUGGAUGUGUCCAUAGACACCAUCCGAGAAACUUCUGGUGCACCCACUUUUGUGAACUGUAGGAGGCUUCCUUCUGGUUGCGUGGUGCAAGAUAUGCCAAAUGGUUACUCUAAGGUGACAUGGGUGGAACAUGCAGAAUACGACGAAAGCCUAGUUCACCAGCUGUACAGACCCUUGUUGAGCUCAGGCAUGGGGUUUGGUGCACAACGUUGGGUUGCCACCCUUCAACGCCAAUGCGAGUGCCUAGCCAUUCUAAUGUCCUCAGCAGUUCCCUCUAGAGAACAUUCAGCAAUAAGCUCAGGAGGAAGGAGGAGCAUGCUGAAGCUAGCUCAGCGCAUGACGAACAAUUUCUGUGCUGGUGUUUGUGCCUCCACAGUGCACAAGUGGAACAAGCUGAACGCGGGGAACGUGGGGGAGGACGUGAGGGUGAUGACAAGGAAGAGUGUGGACGACCCUGGUGAGCCUCCGGGUAUCGUCCUCAGUGCCGCCACCUCGGUGUGGCUGCCGGUCUCCCCACAAAGACUGUUUGACUUCCUGCGCGACGAGAGGCUCCGGAGUGAGUGGGACAUCCUCUCCAACGGUGGACCCAUGCAAGAGAUGGCUCACAUUGCCAAGGGACAAGACCAUGCUAACUGUGUCUCCCUCCUUAGAGCCAGUGCUAUGAAUGCGAACCAGAGCAGCAUGUUGAUUUUGCAGGAGACGUGCACCGACGCCUCGGGUUCGCUUGUGGUGUACGCGCCGGUGGACAUUCCCGCCAUGCACGUGGUGAUGAACGGCGGCGACUCUGCCUACGUGGCGCUCCUCCCGUCGGGGUUCGCCAUCGUGCCGGAUGGAUCCAUCACCGGCGGUGAGGAUCACGGCGGCGCGUCGCAGAAGAGGGCUAGUGGGUGUCUUCUGACGGUGGCGUUUCAGAUUCUCGUGAACAGCCUGCCGACGGCGAAGCUGACGGUGGAGUCGGUGGAGACUGUGAACAACCUCAUCUCGUGCACCGUGCAGAAGAUAAAAGCAGCGCUCCACAGCGAGAGUUGA